AUGAAGCCCCCCUCAGGGCUGGAGGAGGCCCGGCGGCCGGCCUCGGACAUCCGCGUGUUUGCCAGCAGCUGCACGCUGCACGGGCUGGGCCACGUCUUCGGCCCGGGCAGGCUGACCCCUCGCCGGGGGCUGUGGGCCCUGGCCGUGCUCCUGUCGCUGGCCGCCUUCCUCUACCAGGUGGCGGAGAGGGUGCGCUACUAUGGCGAGUUCCACCACGAGACGGCCCUGGACGAGCGCGAGAGCCGCCAGCUGGUCUUCCCGGCCGUCACCCUGUGCAACAUCAACCCCCUGCGCCGCUCGCGCCUCACGCCCAACGACCUGCACUGGGCCGGGCCCUCGCUGCUGGGCCUGGAGCCCUCGGAGCACGCGGCCUUCCUGCACGCCCUGGGCCGGCCCCCCGCGCCGCCCGGCUUCAUGCCCAGCCCCACCUUCGACAUGGCCCGGCUCUACGCCCGGGCCGGGCACACCCUGGAGGACAUGCUGCUGGACUGUCGCUACUGUGGCCAGCCGUGCGGGCCUGAGAACUUCACUGCGAUCUUCACCCGGAUGGGUCAGUGCUACACCUUCAACUCGGGCGCGGACGGGGCAGAGCUGCUCACCACCCCCAAGGGCGGCGCGGGCAGUGGGCUGGAGGUCAUGCUGGACGUGCAGCAGGAUGAGUACCUGCCCGUGUGGAAGGACGUGGAGGAGACCCCGUUUGAGGCGGGGGUCCGAGUGCAGAUCCACACGCAGGAGGAGCCGCCCAUCAUCGACCAGCUGGGCUUUGGCGCCGCCCCCGGCUACCAGGUGUUCGUGUCUUGCCAGCAGCAGCAACUGAGCUAUCUGCCACCGCCCUGGGGUGACUGCAGCUCAGUAUCUCUGGACCCUGACUUUGAGCCGGAACCCUCUGGUCCCCUGGGUCCCCCCGGCCCCAGUCCGGGUCCCAGCCCUCCCUAUAGUCUAAUGGGCUGUCGCCUGGCCUGCGAGACCCGCUAUGUGGCUCGGAAGUGCGGCUGCCGAUUGAUGCAUAUGCCUGGUGGCGCACCGGUGUGCAGCCCCCAGCAGUACAAGGACUGCGCCAACCCGACGCUGGACGCCAUGCUGCGGAAGGACGCGUGCGUCUGCCCCAACCCUUGCGCCACUACGCGCUACGCCAAGGAGCUCUCCAUGGUGCGGAUGCCCAGCCGCGCCGCUGCCCGCUACCUGGCCCGAAAGUACAACCGCAGCGAAGCGUACAUCGCGGAGAACGUGCUGGUGCUGGACAUCUUCUUCGAGGCCCUCAACUACGAGACAGUGGAGCAGAAGAAGGCCUAUGAGGUGUCCGAGCUACUCGGUGACAUUGGGGGCCAGAUGGGGCUGUUCAUCGGGGCCAGCCUGCUCACCAUCCUGGAGAUCCUGGACUACCUCUGUGAGGUGUUCCGAGACAAGGUCCUGGGACACUUCUGGAACCGGAAGCGCUCCCCGAAGCACUCCAGCAGCAACCUGCUUCAGGAAGGGCUCGGCAGCCAUGGAAACCAAGUGUCCCAUCUCAGCUUGGGCCCCAGGCCUCCCGCUCCUCCCUGCGCCGUGACCAGGACCCUCUCCGCCUCCCACCGCACCUGCUACCUCGUCACCCGGCUCUAGACCGGGUGUCCGUGUCUCCGGGCCAGGCCCUGACGUCUCGGACAAGCCCCUGCCUGCGUAUCGCUUUGUCAUUUUCAUCCCAAAUAAAGUUCUA
This is a messenger RNA of Phyllostomus hastatus (greater spear-nosed bat), 1696 nucleotides long. It is a transcript of the gene ASIC3, whose product is annotated as acid sensing ion channel subunit 3. Lineage: Eukaryota; Metazoa; Chordata; Mammalia; Chiroptera; Phyllostomidae. The record is from RefSeq and is a predicted model, not a curated record. Gene Ontology annotation, biological process: sodium ion transmembrane transport. Gene Ontology annotation, cellular component: membrane. The coding region runs from base 1 to 1602 and encodes 533 amino acids. The transcript is spliced from 11 exons.